Loxodonta africana (African savanna elephant) is the source of this 767-nucleotide messenger RNA. RefSeq names its product keratin-associated protein 12-1-like. The transcript has 2 exons. Gene Ontology annotation, cellular component: keratin filament. The record is from RefSeq and is a predicted model, not a curated record. Bases 423 to 767 code for a protein of 114 amino acids. NCBI's taxonomy places the organism in Eukaryota, Metazoa, Chordata, Mammalia, Proboscidea, Elephantidae.
CUCCCUCAGGUCUCCUGUGCACUCUUCGUGCACACGUGGCAGCAAUGUACAAUUCGUGGUGGUUUGAGGGUCACUGUCACACUAAGACAAAAACCUGGAGAACCAAGGUUUGGAAUCACGUAGAAGUAAUUCAGGCGAAAUGUUAAAAAAGGCAGAAUCCAGAUGGAGCCAAGAAGACAGGCGGGCAGGUUUCCAAGUGAAACAAGAGCUGGAAGAAGAUGCAAUUAGUCUUGAAGCUUAGGGCCAAACAGAAAACUAAGGUUCUAGGAGACAGCCUGGAGGAAGCACAAACAAGGAAAACAAUAGCUGUGCUUCUGUGUUGUCUGGACGCCCACAGGACCUGGAUAUAAAGGCCGUCCAACAGGAGCCUCCACACCAGCUCCCGCCUCCACCCUGACAGCCACUCCAGCCACGCACCCAUCAUGUGCCACACCAGCUGCUCCACGGGGUGCCAGUCAGCCUGCAGCCCACCCCCGUGCUGUGUCCCCACUGCCUGCUGCUCACCCUUGAGCUGUGGGAGCUCCUGCUGCCGCCCAGUGUCCUGUGUGACUCUGCUGUGCCAGCCUGUCCCUUGCCAGGCAGCCUGCUGUGUGCCUGUGAGCUGCAAGCCCGCCGUGUGCAUGGUCCCCUCCUGCCAGUCCUCCUGCUGCUGCCAGCCGUCCUGCUGCUACCAGCCCUCCUGCCCCACCCGGGUCUGCAGACCCAUCUCCUGUGGCACCCUGCCUGCUGCUAGCAAAUCAUCUGGAUACUCGAGUCUCUGCUAUUAA